This is a messenger RNA of Mus pahari (shrew mouse), 3138 nucleotides long. It is a transcript of the gene Slc12a8, whose product is annotated as solute carrier family 12 member 8. Gene Ontology annotation, biological process: potassium ion import across plasma membrane; chloride ion homeostasis; potassium ion homeostasis. The record is from RefSeq and is a predicted model, not a curated record. The transcript is spliced from 13 exons. Gene Ontology annotation, molecular function: potassium:chloride symporter activity. The coding region runs from base 1 to 2121 and encodes 706 amino acids. NCBI's taxonomy places the organism in Eukaryota, Metazoa, Chordata, Mammalia, Rodentia, Muridae. Gene Ontology annotation, cellular component: membrane.
AUGGCCCAGAGGUCUCCGCAGGAACUCUUCCACGAGGCAGCCCAGCAGGGCAUCCUGGCCCAACCCCAGCCUUGGUGGAAGAUCCAGCUGUUCAUGUGGGAGCCGGUGCUGUUUGGGACCUGGGAUGGUGUGUUCACGUCCUGCAUGAUCAACAUUUUUGGGGUUGUCCUUUUCCUGAGGACUGGCUGGCUGGUGGGAAACACGGGUGUGCUCCUGGGCUUGCUCCUGGUAUCCUUUGUCAUCCUCGUGGCCCUUGUCACAGUGCUGUCGGGCAUUGGUGUCGCAGAGCAUGGCGGGAUCAGCAGUGGUGGUGUCUACUCCAUGAUCUCCUCCGUGCUUGGUGGGCAGAUGGGAGGCACUGUGGGGCUGCUGUAUGUAUUUGGACAGUGUGUUGCAGGUGCUAUGUACAUCACCGGCUUUGCGGAGUCCAUCUCAGAUCUGCUGGGCCUCGGGGACAUCUGGGCAGUGCGAGGAAUUUCAGUUGCUGUGCUGGUGGCUUUGCUGGGCAUCAACCUGGCAGGUGUCAAGUGGAUUAUCCGCCUCCAGCUGCUGCUGCUGCUCCUGCUGGCUGUCUCGACCCUGGACUUUGUGGUCGGCUCUUUCACCCACCUGGACCCAGAACAUGGCUUUAUUGGAUACUCCCCAGAACUGCUACAGAGCAACAUUCUGCCAGACUACAGCCCCGGGGAGUCAUUCUUCACUGUGUUUGGGGUGUUCUUCCCCGCAGCUACAGGAGUCAUGGCCGGCUUCAACAUGGGAGGAGACCUAAGGGACCCUGCUGACAGUGUCCCCUUAGGCUCCCUAGCAGCUGUUGGAGUCUCGUGGUUUCUCUACAUCAUCUUCACCUUCCUGCUUGGUGCCAUCUGUACCCGAGAGGCCCUCCGCUCUGACUUCCUGAUAGCUGAAAAGGUGUCUCUGGUUGGUUUCCUCUUCCUGUUGGGCCUGUACAUCUCAUCACUGGCUUCCUGUAUGGGGGGACUCUAUGGAGCGCCCCGGAUUCUGCAGUGCAUUGCCCAGGACAAAGUGGUCCCUGCACUUGCCUUUCUGGCGAAUGGGAAAGGGCCAAAUAAAACACCGGUAGCAGCCAUCUGCCUGACCAGCUUGGUGACCAUGGCCUUUGUCCUGGUGGGUCAGGUGAAUGUUCUGGCGCCUGUUGUCACCAUCAAUUUCAUGCUGACCUACAUCAUGGUGGACUACUCUUACUUCGCCCUCUCCAUGGCUCACGGCGGCCUCGCUCAGUCUCCUGAGCCCGUCCCCAGACAAGGCCCAGAUGCUCUGCACUGCUCCGAGCACCUGCUCCAGGACAGGGCUCCCAGCUACGGCUCUGAUGCCCCCACCAGAAGCCUCUCUGAGGGCACCCUGCUGGAGUUCACCAAGGACAUGGAUCAGCUCCUCCAGCCAAUAGAGGGGCUGGAGAGGAGUCAGCUCGGGUCAAGAGAAGGUAACCGGAACCCAAAGAGUCAGAUGCGCAAGGGUAAGAAAGGCGCCAAGCAAACCCUACAGGAUAGCUUCCUCUUGGACCCUGGGUCUCCUUUGUCCUUUCCUACAAGGACCUCUGAGAGGUUGUCAGUUGCCUUCUGUGGGGAGCAAGAGUCCUAUCAGAAGCAGCAGUCUUCUAGGAGUGAAUCACAUGACCAUCUUGUUCCUGAUCUACGCAACCAGCCUAGAGUGAACAGAGAAGAUUUCUUUCUGAAAUGCAGACCUCAGGAACAAGAUGUCCAGAGGAGACCAAGUGCUUUCUAUGCUUGCAUGUGUAACCCCUGGGUCUCCCUGUUAGGGGCUCUUGCAUCCCUGCUCAUCAUGUUUGUGAUCCAGUGGCUCUAUACCCUAGCUAGCAUGGGUGCUGCUGCCCUUGUGUAUUUCUACAUUGGCCAGGCCAGUCCAGGCCUUUACCUCGGAUCAGCAUCAAGCUUCAGCUUUUUCCAAUGGAUGAAGUCCUUCUUGGUCCCCUCCUGCAGGAGCCUGAGGUCCGCCCGGGAGCAAAUCAUCUUGGCACCAUCCCCAGCCAAGGUUGACACAGCAAUGACUCAGCUUACCCAGGACAAUGCAGACUUCGCCUCCCGAGAUCGUUACCACCACUCCUCCUUCCUGAGCCGGGAGCAGCUGAUGCCUUCCUACUAGGACCUCGCUGGACCCUCCCCCCCACUUUCUAGAAGCCGCUGUGGAGAUGGGGGACCCAAGCCUCAGAACCUUUGGAAGUUGCUUCUACCAAUAAGAAACUCCAAGAUUGGUCUUCCCACCAUAGCCUUGGAUGCCAGAAAUCACGUUCUGGUCUGAAGUGGCAUGUCUAGCCAGACACUAGGUAUGGCCAUGGCUUCCACGUGUGCCCAACCUGAAGAGCCCACAGGCACCAGGAUGAUCAGGUGACACCAAGACAACCAAAUGUGGAGAUACAAAACAAGAUUUCUUAUUCUAAGGGGCCACAAUAAACACUUCUUUUUAAUUUUAUUGUUUUAUUUUUAUUAUUAUUUUUAAAGAAUUAUUUAUGAGUACACUGUAGCUAUUUUCAGACAGAAAAUAGCAUUACCAGAAGAGGGCAUCGGAUCCCAUUACAGAUGGUUGUGAGCCACCAUGUGGUUGCUGGGAAUUGAACUCAGGAUCUCUGGAAGAACAGUCAGUGCUCCUAACUGCUGAUCCAUCUCUCCAGCCCCCUCCCCUGUUUUAUUUAUUUUGUAAUGUAUACUACACUUACAUGGUUCCAAGCACAGAGUAUAGAAACCUCCUUCUCUUCCCCGUUUCUCAUGUUUGGUGCCCAUCCCCCAUCACAGGGGCAGCCCACCUCUUCACAGACCCCUCCCAUCUGCAAACGCAGCUCUGUUUACACACACUCUGCAUCCCGCUCUUCUCCCUUAAUCUGCUAUGGAAGCAUUUCCGUGAAGAUGCUUACACAGUUUCCUCCUUACGUCUCGAUGUCUGAAUGUGCCUUAAUUUAUAUACUCAGCCUCACGAUGAGGGCUUUUAGCUCCAUUCUGAUAUUUUGCUAUUACAGCCACUUCUGCAAUGAGUCACUGUGUUUGUGUGCACAGACGUGAAGGAUACCUGCAGAUAAAUUCUCAGAAGAAGAAUUACAGGGCGACUGGGGAUGUGCAUUUGUAAGCGGUUACUGUUUGGAGAAAUGCUUUUUAGUUAAAAAGUCAA